Messenger RNA from Andrographis paniculata, 1770 nucleotides. RefSeq lists its product as uncharacterized. The record is from RefSeq and is a predicted model, not a curated record. Lineage: Eukaryota; Viridiplantae; Streptophyta; Magnoliopsida; Lamiales; Acanthaceae. The transcript has a single exon. Bases 88 to 1440 code for a protein of 450 amino acids.
GAAAUGCAAUUCGCAGAUUGUCGUAUAGUAUAUAUUCAGCCAAGUCGAACGAUCAAUUCAAUGCAGUACUUCUGAAAAUUAUUGCCAAUGGCGACAAUCAACGUUGUCCAAUCCUGUCUGGUUCCGAUGACCGGCGCGCGACUCCGACCGCGGCCGCCGCCGCCGGAGGUGCCGAAAACUAUGGAGCUAACUCCAUGGGACCUUAUCAACCUUUUGUACGAAUCAAAUCGCGCCGGGAUUCUGUUCGACGAACGUCCGAAUCAAGAGUUCAUCGAUCGCCUCAAGAAUUCGCUCGCCCGGACGCUCGAUUUCUUCCCGCCGCUCUCCGGCCGUCUCGGCGCCGUCACGCACGUCGACGACGGCGCCAAGUCGUAUUUCAUCGAUUGCAACGAUGCGGGAGCUGAGUUCACUCACGCUGUCGCGCGCGGAGUGUCGGUCGCGAAUCUUGUCGAGCCAGAGUACAUGCCUCGGAAAGUGUUGGCGUCGUUCUUCCCGGAGAAAGAAACUCCGAGCUGCGAGGAGCUUUGGAAGCCGUUGGCGGCGGUGCAAGUGACCGAGCUCGACGAUGGCUUCUUCGUCAGCUGCGCAAUUAAUCAUGUCGUCGCCGACGCGAUAUCUUUCUGGCACUUCUUCCACUCCUGGUCCGAACUUGCGCGCGGCUUCGACACGAUAUCAAAGCCCCCGGUUUUCGAUCGUUGGCUCCCGAGCAAUUUUGGCGACGAAAUAAAUCAUCCGAUCCGUAUUCCACCGUUCGAUCAAAAUCCAACGGCCAACGCCACUCCUCCUCCGCCCUUGCUCGAAAGAGUUUUUCACUUUAGCAAAGAGAGUUUAGCCGAGCUAAAAAACAAGGCCAACUCGAAAUCCGGCUGCGACGAAAAAAUGAAAAUCUCGACAUUUCAAGCUCUAUCAGCUCAUCUAUGGCGAGGCGUCGUGCGCGCGCGACACUCGGAGAGUAUUACUCAUGUGAAAGAGCCGCAAUCGUUUAUUCUAUUAGUCGACGCAAGAUCAAGAAUACCCUUGCCGGACGGCUAUUUUGGCAAUGCGGUUCAUCGCGAUGCGAUUGAGGUUACCGAGCAUGAAAUUCUACAGAACGGGCUCGAAUUUGUUGCCGCAAAGAUCAACGAACUCGUUGGUCGACAAACUAGGGAAGCCAUAAUCAAGUCCGUGGAAGAUUGGAUCGAGAAACCGGUGAUCCCGAGUAAGGGGUCCGUGAAAUUUCUCAUCACCGGUUCACCGCGCUUCUUUGAUAUCCGUAGCUGCGAUUUUGGAUGCGGAAAAUCGGUUGCUUCCAUGACCGGCGGAAGGCAAAAGUUUGAUGGGAAGGUGACGAUUCUUCCGGCGGCUCAAGAUGGCAGCGUCGACGUGGAAGUUUGCUUGUCGCCGGAGACUAUGAUAGCCAUGGAAGACGAUGUUGAGCUCAUGGGAGCGGUAACCAUUUAAUUAUUUCGUUGUUAUUAAAAUAACGCGCGUGUUGUGUGUAAUUAAGAUAUUAAAAUGGCGGCAUUCAGAUGCUGGUUAGGGCUAAUCAAUAUUGUGUCGAUUAGCCGUACGUUGUUGUGUUAGCUUUUUGGAGCUAAUCAAUAGUUUGUUGAUUAGCCAUAAGUCGUAUUAAAGGAUCUGUUAUCCGAUCAAAAAAAAAAAAUGACGGCAUUCAAAUGCUGAUCAGGGCUAAUCAAUACUGUGUUGAUUAGCCGUACAUUGUUGUGUUAGCUUUAAUAUGUUGUUAUUGUUGAAAAAAAAUUGGGAGAUAAUAUUAAGAUGAGAAUAAAU